Molecule: messenger RNA, 2783 nt
Organism: Mangifera indica (mango)
Lineage: Eukaryota; Viridiplantae; Streptophyta; Magnoliopsida; Sapindales; Anacardiaceae
Product: protein EARLY FLOWERING 3-like
Exons: 4
Coding region: 268-2412 (714 amino acids)
Biological process (GO): regulation of photoperiodism, flowering
Source: RefSeq, a predicted model, not a curated record
AAGACUGUAUUGGCUUCUAGGUCUUUAUAAAAGGUCCCACCUACCCAGCACUUUUCACUUUCCCUUUUCUCUUAGGCCGAUGACCUUCUGAACCCUCCAUGGACCAAACCUCUUUUUUUCCCAAUUUGAAUCUGUUCUAUUCACCCAUCAAUUUCACCUCAUUUGAUCAAUUUUUAGGUCUUCUGGUUAAUGGGAUUUGUUGGUGAAUUUAUUGUGAAAUCGAAUUGGUGUUGUAGUUGUUGGGGUUAGUCAAUUUGAGAGACGGAAAUGAAGAGAGGGAAAGACGAUGAUAAUAAGGUCAUGGGUCCAAUGUUCCCUAGGCUUCAUGUUAAUGAUGCUGAGAAAGGAGGACCUAGAGCACCGCCCAGGAACAAGAUGGCCCUUUAUGAGCAGCUCAGUAUUCCUUCUCAGAGGUUCAAUUAUAGCAAUAGCAACUUGGUUCCUCCAGUUUCCUCAAGCCUGGGGAGUGGUCGUGAAAGAAAUUUACUUUUCCCUCUUCCUGUGCAACCUUCAACACCCUCUCAUGUGGCUGAGAAGUUUCAUGGAUGUCAACCUGCUGGAACAACUUUGAACACUCACUUACCACAGCAUCAGAAAAGAAAGAAGGUUAGCAAUGAUGAUGAUUUUGCAGUUCCUGUAUAUGUUCCCUCCGAUAUAGAUCAAUGCCCUAGUAAAACCCAAAAUGAGAUUCCAAAGGAAAAAGUCUCUGCCUUAAGCCAAACUUAUCCUGGUCAUUCAACGAAUUUGCAAAAUGGUUGUGAUAAGGAUGCAAAAAGAAGUAGCGCCUUUGGUCCCAAAUCAAGAAAUGAGACUAGACACCUAGGUGAAGAGAACCCCAAAAUUUGCAUCCUGAUUAGAGACCAUGCGGUAAAACCUUUGGCAGAUUUAUCAACCAGAGAUAAGGUUGAUGGACCUGCGAAAGAAGCUAGCGCAUUACCGAUCCAAAAGUAUGUAGAUUUCCUCGGAUCUAAUCUAGGCAGAUUAAAUGAUAGUUUUACUUCAUUACAACAUGAACCUAGAGUUGGGUUGCAAGAAAAUGACCAUGGACAUUGUGAUGGCGAUGAGUCUGGGAGGGAUGUUGAGAAGGAAAUCGUUCCUCAGACAAGAAGUGGUGCCUGUACAAGGGAAGAACAUAGUAGUCCCGAUGAGCCUGCUGUUGACAACGAUCAUCAUGGAACCAAUACUUGUGGGUCACUACAGUUAAGAAAUGGAGAAAAAAGCGAUGAUCUCUCAGGGACCUCCAUGCUUGAUUGUAUAUCAGGCUCAGAUAUCUCUCCUGAUGAUGUUGUAGGAAUGAUAGGUCAAAAACAUUUCUGGAAAGCUAGAAAAGCUAUCGUCAAUCAACAAAGAGUGUUUGCUGUUCAAGUAUUUGAGUUGCAUAGACUGAUUAAGGUCCAACAACUGAUUGCUGGAUCACCACACCUAUUGCUUGAGGACAGUGCCUAUCUUGGCAAACCUUCUUUGAAUGCUUCUCCAGCAAAGAAACUACUGCCGGAGUAUGCUGUAAAACCACUGCCACAUAUACCUAAGCGUAAAGAUGAUUCGGAGAAGCCUAACCAUAAGAUGGAAUGUUCUGCUGAAAAUGCUGUUGGGAAGACAUCACUUUCUUCUGUGAAAAAUGGAAGUCAGCCUUCACAUUAUGGCCCUUACCUUGCAAACCCAGCAUCAACACCCAUGGCUGCUGAUUCCAGAAUGGGCCCUUGGUGUUUUCAUCAAUCACCUGGUCAUCAGUGGUUAAUUCCUAUCAUGUCCCCUUCUGAAGGGCUUAUAUACAAAGCGUAUCCUGGUCAUGGAUUUAUGGGAGCAGUUUGUGGGACAGGAUGUGGGCCUUUUGGACCAACUCCCCUGACUGGUAACUUUAUGAAUCCAGUCUUUGGAAUGCCAUCUCCUCAUCCUUAUCAAGGAAUUGGGGUUAUACCCGGUGGUCAUCCAGUUGGUCAUAGUUACUUCCCUCCUUAUGGCAUGCCAAUAAUGAACCCAUCUAUCUCAGGUUCGGCUACUGAAGCUGCAUCUGGUCCACAUGAUCAAAAUGUUCAGUUAUCUGGAGAGGGAGCUAAGUCUAACAUGCAGCAUGAAAGCUCAUGUAAUGUCCCUGCCCAGAAGACUGGAGUCCUUCCCCAAGUAAAGCAGUUUCAGGCUUCUAAAGAUACAGACCUACAAGGAAGUACAGCCAGUAGUCCAGGAGAGAGAAUACAAGGUGAAGGGACACGUCAGGCUGUUGAAGCGAGAGAUUCACUUCCCGUUUUCAAGAAGGCUCCAGUCAUCCGCAAAGGAGUCCUUCAGCCUUUUGAUACAGACCAGCCAACCAAGGUGAUCAAAGUUGUGCCUCACAAUCCUAGAUCAGCUACCGAGUCUGCCGCUCGAAUUUUUCAGUCCAUACAAGAAGAGAGGAAACAGUUUGACUCAAUUUAGUUUGCUUAUGUUGAACAAACUCUUUACUGGUUAAUGACCUGAGACUAUCUGAAUUGGAAUGUUGCCGGGUAAUUCCCCUCUGCCUUUUUGGGCAUGAUAUUUUGUUUUUUUGUUUUGAAAAUUGUGAUAUAGUUUAUUCACAUGUAGAUAUCUCUAGAAUUACAAGAAGUCACUGUAACAUGAAUAUUUGUUCAAAUUUGAUACCCAGUAGAGGGAGAUCUGUAGAGGGUAGGAUGUUAUUUUACACUCACAAACGUGAUAGCCAGUUAAUCUGUAACUGCCUGCCACUGCCUCUCUCAUGUUGUAGUAGACUGUGUAUUAUGGCAGCUGUAGAAAUUAUCAUCUAUUGAUGUUUUCUGCUGUAUUAUUUA